AUGGAGCGAGUUUCUGAGUUGGGACAAUGGCAAAAGCAGGAAGUAAAAGCACGUGGAACGAGCUGGGAUGUCAAGAGCAUGGAUGUUGCAGUUGCUGGCUUAGGAUGGUUCUCCCUACGUUUGAAAGGCGAAGCAGAUUUAGCGUUGUGGACAUAUGAUGGCAUUCAGAUCACAUUGCGUGAACCAUUGGUACUUGAUUGUGCAGCCUCUAUCGAAAGACCUGGAUUUUGGCUACCAAAGGCUAUAUCAGAAGCCAUCGCUAACUUAUCGAAGCUUGAAGGUCAAGAAGCAAGGGAAAAGAAACCAUCAGAGGAGACAAUGCAACUUUCAUAAGUAUCCGACUAAAAGAGGCAGCUGAGUCAAUUUUCUUGUGAACAUU
Solanum stenotomum is the source of this 379-nucleotide messenger RNA. RefSeq names its product GTP-binding protein BRASSINAZOLE INSENSITIVE PALE GREEN 2, chloroplastic-like. The transcript is spliced from 2 exons. Bases 1 to 333 code for a protein of 110 amino acids. Gene Ontology annotation, cellular component: chloroplast stroma; mitochondrion. NCBI's taxonomy places the organism in Eukaryota, Viridiplantae, Streptophyta, Magnoliopsida, Solanales, Solanaceae. The record is from RefSeq and is a predicted model, not a curated record. Gene Ontology annotation, biological process: brassinosteroid mediated signaling pathway; chloroplast rRNA processing.